AUGGCCUAUCUCAACCCCACUCAAAACCUUAAUGAAGAAGCCUCCUGGCAGAUGACUCCCCAUGACCCACAUAACCUUCACAAGGGUUUCAAGGUCGCAGUGCAGACUCCCUUCGGAAUCGCAUGGACGAACUUCGAUUUCCGAGCUGCAAGCUUGCCGGCUCCAACAUUCGACAUCUCACUUCCACCCUUCACAGCCUGGUCAGAGUCGAACCAGCCCACGAAACCAAUAACCCCAGCCCCUAGUCCACCACCUCCACCCGGUCCCGGCCCGCGACGGAACGGUUUUGAAGGCACCGACCUUGAUGUCUGGAAGCAAGAUGCCGAUCGAUGGCUCGAUCCCCUCGGACAGAAAACAUCCCCAUACCCCUUCUUCAAAACUCUGCCCGGAGGAAGCGGAAGUGGAUCUGGCAGUGGAAUCAAAGAAGGCGCCGGCAACCCAGCACCGACAGCCAAACCUCCGACCCGGCCAAGCAAAGAGCUGACUGAGAUCCUCAUGUAUGUGCAAAGCAUUCAUCACAGCCAGGGCUACAUGGAGAAUGAGCUUAGUGAGCAGAGACACGACCUACUCUCGCUGGAGAAGAAGACAAUGAAUAAACUUCACGACCUUAAGCUUGCUGUUCAAGCUGUUGGGUCGAAAUUCAAACUGUUUACUAACCCGCCAAUGAAUCCUGAAGGGGACUGGAUACCGGAGCCAAAACCACAAGGCCCAUUCCGGCAAGUUGAAGGAGAGUCUGUGGCCAACGACCCAGAAGCUGGCCUGGAGGUACCCUGGUUGGGCUUGGAAGAGUCAAAAUGGGAUUUCUCAAAACUCAAAGAGGCAGGUACAGACGAGCCUGAGGUGGAAGACGACUUUGAAGGAAUAUCAUUGUGGGAAAUGAGACCUAGGCCGGGCAAGCCUGAUCAUGACCCUCCGCCGCCGAAGCCAGAUCGUCAGCCGAAGCCGAAGCCGAAACCUAGGCCAAACACGAAACCGCAGAGGUGA
Molecule: messenger RNA, 984 nt
Organism: Hyaloscypha bicolor E
Lineage: Eukaryota; Fungi; Ascomycota; Leotiomycetes; Helotiales; Hyaloscyphaceae
Exons: 2
Coding region: 1-984 (327 amino acids)
Source: RefSeq, a predicted model, not a curated record